CUAUCUUGCGAAACAACUGAGAAAGUACGAUCGGCUGCAGCACAACGGGAAGGUCUGGACGGAGAGGAAGUCGGAGAAUGUUAGUGUUAUUUGGGACUUUGCUGUGUCCGAAAGCGAGAUGAAGAGCCUCGGCGCCGCCGGAGUGGAGUUCGUGCCCUGCCGCCCCCGAAGAUACUUUUGGAGUGU
Messenger RNA from Amoebophrya sp. A120, 186 nucleotides. Lineage: Eukaryota; Dinophyceae; Syndiniales; Amoebophryaceae. The record is from the annotation of a GenBank genome assembly.